AUGGCUGUGAAACCUAGGAGACCGUUGGUGACCGUUAUUUUCGGCGUGUUUCUCGGAUUCACCGCUUCUACGUGGCUCUUUGUACCUCAAGUUCUGGAGAGUAAAGGGAAGAAAUCUCCCGUGUGUUUGUACCAUAGUCACAGUGAUUCCUCCGCCGGGAAAGGUCCCUUCAUCCCCGGGGAAAGCCCACAGCUCAGCCCGGAGGAGGACAGGACAUCCAGUCCGGGCAACAGCACCGGGGGGAGAACCACAGGCAGGCCGAAACGGUUCCUUUAUGUCGGCGUCAUGACAGCCAAGAAGUAUCUGGAUACCCGAACCGUGGCUGCCUACCAGACCUGGGUGAGCUCCAUCCCCGGGAAAGUGGAGUUUUUCUCCAGCGAGGGAUCCGGGUCCAUCCACUUACCUGUCCCCGUGCCCGUGGUCUCGCUGGCAGGUGUGGACGACUCGUACCCUCCACAGAAGAAGUCAUUCAUGAUGCUGAAAUACAUCCACGACCACUACCUGGAUAAAUAUGAGUGGUUCAUGCGGGCAGAUGAUGACGUUUACAUAAGAGGUGAGAAGCUGGAGGCGUUCCUGCGCUCCCUGAACAGCAGCAAGCCUCAGUACCUGGGCCAGACGGGCCUGGGCAUGGCCGAGGAGCUGGGUCGCCUGGCUCUGGAGCCCGGAGAGAACUUCUGCAUGGGGGGCCCCGGGAUGAUAUUCAGUCGAGAGGUUCUCCGCAGGAUGGUCCCUCACAUCAGCACCUGUCUGAGGGAGAUGUACACCACCCACGAGGAUGUGGAGAUUGGCCGCUGUGUGCGACGCUUUGGAGGAACACAGUGUGUGUGGUCGUAUGAGAUGCAGCAGCUCUUCUACGAGAACUAUGAACACAACAAGAGAGGUUUCAUUGAAGAACUUCACAGCAGCAAGAUCCACAACGCCAUUACACUCCACCCCAACAAGAAGCCGGCCUACCAGUACCGUCUGCACAGCUUCAUGAUGAGCCGGGAGAUCUCCAGACUGUGUUACCAAAGCAUCCUGCUGCACCGGGAGGGCCUGAUGAUGAGUCACCUGAGUGAUAGUGAAGUGCUGUGGGAGGACCAACAGCUGGGCUCCCCUCCUUCCUACAUGCGCUUUAAACCAGGCGAUAGGAAUGAUGUCAUUGAGUGGGAUUUCCUGACUAGUCGCCACAUUUAUUCUGCUGCCGAGAACAAAGUGGCCCGGCAGAGCCUUGGCAACUUGCUUCGUACUGCAAUGGAAGACGUUAUACGCCAGGUCAUGGAAAUGAUUAACGAGAAUUCCAAAACACGCGGCCGUGUAAUUGACUUUAAGGAGAUCCAGUACGGCUAUUACAGGGUGGAUCCGAUGCAUGGCGCAGAAUACAUCAUAGACUUACUGCUUCUCUACAAGAAACACAAGGGACGUAAGAUAACAGUGCCUGUGAGACGACACGCUUACCUUCAGCAGUCGUUCAGUCGUCCCUUCUUCACUGAAACUGAAGAGUUAGACGUAUCUGAACUCGUCGCCGCCAUCAACUCUGAGUCACAAUCCCUGUCUUUCCUGUCCAACUCGCUGAAGUUUCUGUCACCUUUCCAGGUCUACGAAUCAAACAGGGAGAUGUGGGAGCAGAGCCAAAGAAAAGUCAACAUCCUCGUCCCAUUAUCAGGUCGCUACGAGAACUUUGUCCGCUUUAUGGAGAACUUUGAGAAAGUGUGUUUGAUACCUAAACAAAAUGUUAAGCUCUCCAUCAUUCUGGUAGACAAUGAGAACAUCGAAAAACACGCUCCGUUAAUCAAAGACUACAGCAGGAAGUAUCCCAAAGCUGACCUGUCAAUCAUCCCCAUGACAGGCAACUUCUCACGAGGCCUUGCUCUUGAGCUGGGGUCCUCGCAGCUGGAUAACGACUCCUUACUCUUCUUCUGCGAUGUUGAUCUCAUCUUCAGUGGGGAUGCCUUGCAGCGUUGCAGAGAAAAUGCUGUCCAAGGGAAACAAGUCUACUUCCCUGUUGUCUUUAGUCAGUACAACCCCAAGAUAGUGUACUCUGAGAAGGCCCCGAGAGAAAACAAAUUUGUGCUGACCAAGAAAAGUGGUUUCUGGCGGGAUUACGGAUUUGGAAUCACCUGUGUUUUCAAGAGUGAUUUAAUAAAAGCCGGAGGUUUCGACACCUCGAUAUUAGGCUGGGGAUUGGAAGACGUAGACUUGUACACGAAAGUGAUUAAUUCUGGGUUGAAAGUGUUACGCAGUCAAGAACCAGGAAUUGUUCACCUUUAUCAUCCUGUCCACUGCAACACAAGUCUUGAGCAGAAGCAAUACAAGAUGUGCCUUGGGUCGAGAGCAAGUACGUUUGCAUCGACAAUGCAGUUAGCAGAGCUGUGGCUGGAGAAACACGUAGAGACGGGCUACAACAGAACCGCAUCCUGACCCUUCAGCCCUCCUGGACUCAACACAGGUGUAGCUCAGUCUGCUGGGACGCAUGUUGUGGUGUGACAGUGGAUCACAGCUCUUUGUAGCCUGGACAAUCUGAUCCAGAAAGUGCAGGAAACUGAAAUGGACCAAUCCAGUAAGGCCACACAAAUCCAAACUGACGACACAGCAGGGAAGAAACCAGAGGUAACCAAGUAUGGGAUUGCUGUGUCCAGAUGUUGGAAGCCUUCAUAAGACAAGUGUCCUCUACCUUAACCAGUUCUAAACCAACUAAGGAAAUCAUGGACUAAAUCCAAAUGUGUUGUUAGUUUCAGAAUUAUUGAUUUGUUAACUGCUGUGCCAAUGAUGCAAACGUAUAGCUUUGUAACCGUCCAGCUCUUAGGGAUUGAUUUAGAGGGUAACUAACUCUCUUAACAUUUAUAUGAGCGGUUCCCAACCUGUGGGAACGCAUUGCAAGUGGGCCGCCAAAUAAUUUGCAAAACAUUAUGAUUUGUGUGGAAACAAUUCAUUAUUAAGAUUUAAUUUAAUUUUAACAUAUUUUACUUUCUCUUUCUUGAUCCUCCUUAGUCAUUACAGUCCUUGACAGCGCUCUGUACUACUGGACUAACAACGUGUCACAUGUUCUGAAUUGACCAAUCAGAACUUUAUUUAGCCUCCGUAUUGUUAAUGGUUGAAUGUGGGCCGCGAACAUUUUUUAGAUUCUUAAGUGGGCCCUGAGUUGAAAAAGGUUGGGAACCGCUGAUUUAUAUAACAUGUAUAAAUUACCUACUUUGAGAAGU
Trematomus bernacchii (emerald rockcod) is the source of this 3182-nucleotide messenger RNA. RefSeq names its product chondroitin sulfate synthase 3-like. Gene Ontology annotation, molecular function: glucuronosyl-N-acetylgalactosaminyl-proteoglycan 4-beta-N-acetylgalactosaminyltransferase activity. The coding region runs from base 1 to 2400 and encodes 799 amino acids. The transcript has 3 exons. The record is from RefSeq and is a predicted model, not a curated record. Gene Ontology annotation, cellular component: Golgi cisterna membrane. NCBI's taxonomy places the organism in Eukaryota, Metazoa, Chordata, Actinopteri, Perciformes, Nototheniidae.